AUGCCUAGCCCCAAAUUGACCAUGAGGCUUGUUAUUGACACUAAGAAUGACAAAGUUCUCUUUGCUGAAACAUCAAAACCCGUUGUAGAUUUUCUUUUCUACUUACUAACCUUGCCUUUAGGCACUGUGGUAAAGCUCAUUAGAAACAAGGGCACGGUUGGUAAUGGUAGCAUAGAAAAUGUGUAUCAAAGUGUCCAAGACCUCGAUGAGAUAUACAUGCAUCCACAACAAUCUAAGGAUCAUCUCUUAAAUCCAAUGGCUUCAAUCUCUUCAAAUGAAUUUUGUAACCUUUUUCCAACACCGGACGACAAUUCAUCAGGAAUCUCCGACUUUCUUCUCGUGAACGAGUUGGAUCCGGAGGAUUAUGAGGAAGAGGAUGAGUUGGCACGACAUACUCUAUUUUAUGCAUGCCCAAAUUUUUGUAGCAUAGAUGUAACAAGUGAUAAGACAACUAUUUGCUCUCGGUGCAAUAUAGCUAUGAACCAUGAAACAACUAGUGAACUUGUCACUAACGAUGUUGCUGAAGAGAAUACUUCUUCGAUUCUUAAUGGAUUUGUGAAAAAUAAUGCAACUUUCUUGGUGAUGGAUGAUUUAGUUAUUCAACCUGUUACUUCAGUAAUUGACGUAGUUAAUAAGUUCAAUUUAUCAAAGAUUAGUUCCUUGCAAGACAUGGUGGUUGAAUUAGGGCUGGAUGAGGGUAUCAAAUUGCUCAAGGCUUCGCUACAAUCAAAGAAGGUGUUGACAAGUGUUUUCCUCAAGAAGGAAUGUUGA
Trifolium pratense (red clover) is the source of this 771-nucleotide messenger RNA. RefSeq lists its product as uncharacterized. The record is from RefSeq and is a predicted model, not a curated record. The transcript is spliced from 2 exons. The coding region runs from base 1 to 771 and encodes 256 amino acids. Lineage: Eukaryota; Viridiplantae; Streptophyta; Magnoliopsida; Fabales; Fabaceae.